Molecule: messenger RNA, 901 nt
Organism: Prunus dulcis (almond)
Lineage: Eukaryota; Viridiplantae; Streptophyta; Magnoliopsida; Rosales; Rosaceae
Product: 40S ribosomal protein S9-2-like
Exons: 3
Coding region: 119-712 (197 amino acids)
Biological process (GO): translation; positive regulation of translational fidelity
Cellular component (GO): cytosolic small ribosomal subunit
Molecular function (GO): rRNA binding; structural constituent of ribosome
Source: RefSeq, a predicted model, not a curated record
AACGCAUUGACCAGCGUUAGGGUUUUAAGAGGUUCUCUUUCUUUAAAAGGAGAGCUCAGAAUUUGGUUUGUGUUUUCAUCGAAGCAGAGGGGACGUGUGGUCUUGACGGAGAACAACCAUGGUUCACGUCUCCUUCUACCGCAACUAUGGAAAGACGUUCAAGAAGCCGCGUCGCCCCUAUGAGAAGGAGCGUUUGGAUGCUGAGCUGAAGCUUGUUGGAGAGUAUGGGCUCCGGUGCAAGAGAGAGCUGUGGAGGGUUCAGUAUGCUCUGAGCCGUAUCAGGAACAAUGCAAGGAUGCUUCUGACCCUGGAUGAGAAGAACCCUCGUCGUAUCUUCGAGGGCGAGGCUCUCCUCCGGAGGAUGAACCGGUACGGGCUCUUGGAAGAGGGUCAGAACAAGCUUGAUUAUGUUUUGGCUUUGACUGUGGAGAACUUCCUUGAACGUCGCCUGCAGACAAUUGUGUUCAAGACUGGUAUGGCAAAGUCCAUCCAUCAUGCCCGUGUGCUUAUCAGGCAGAGGCAUAUCAGAGUUGGGAGGCAAGUGGUGAACAUCUCUUCCUUCCUGGUGAGAUGUGAUUCAGAGAAGCACAUUGAUUUCUCACUCACAAGCCCAUUAGGUGCCGGACGUCCCGGCAGAGUGAAGAGAAGAAACAUGAAGGCAGCUGCCAAGAAGGCUGCUGGUGGAGAUGCAGAUGAAGAGGAUGAAGAUUGAACAAAGAGUUUUGACCAUUAGUUACUCCUAGUCCUACUAGGCUUUACUUCUCAGUUACCAUAUCCCAUAUUGGCUUGCAAAUAAUUUUUGUUUCCGAACUUCAUCUCUGCUUCACUCGAGUGAACAAUUUUGCAUUUGAUUAGUUUGAAAUGAUUCAAUUUUUCUAUAAAAUAUAAUCUAUUUUGCAUC